AUGUUUCACCAUUCCCAGUACGGUACCAGCCGUACUGGCGUCAACGAGGCCUGGCAGAAGCGUCACCACCUUAACUUUCAGUUCGUCUUCUACGAGGGCCUCAAGGCCGACAUUAUGGCCAAGCUGGAGAAGCUGAACGAGUUUUUGAGCACAAACCUCAGCCAGAAGCAACUCUUAAUGUAUGAUGCUGUAGCUAAAUACACCGAGUUUAAUGAGAUGGCAGGCCGGGACAACUUGAUGGGGCCCAAAACAGAAGAUAAUCCCCAGUACUCACAGGAGGUGUUUUCACAAAUUCUUAUUGAGGUGAAUGAUGAAGUAAUAUUGUUGAUUCCUGUGCCGGGUGAGGUUGGUAACUGGAAGGAGAAGUUGACCCUAGACCAGGUACACAAGAUCGACAAGUGGACGAAGAACAUGG
Messenger RNA from Homarus americanus (American lobster), 415 nucleotides. Its product is annotated as sulfotransferase 1C2-like. The annotation marks the transcript as partial. Gene Ontology annotation, molecular function: sulfotransferase activity. Gene Ontology annotation, cellular component: cytoplasm. NCBI's taxonomy places the organism in Eukaryota, Metazoa, Arthropoda, Malacostraca, Decapoda, Nephropidae. The record is from RefSeq and is a predicted model, not a curated record. Gene Ontology annotation, biological process: sulfation. The transcript has 3 exons.